Molecule: messenger RNA, 525 nt
Organism: Colletotrichum karsti
Lineage: Eukaryota; Fungi; Ascomycota; Sordariomycetes; Glomerellales; Glomerellaceae
Exons: 1
Coding region: 1-525 (174 amino acids)
Source: RefSeq, a predicted model, not a curated record
AUGCCGGCUAUCCCAUUACCACGGGGGAUUUCCAACCUCGACCGCGUCAAGACGCAAAUAAACGCCCUCCAGAACAGCAGACGAGAUUUCGAACCACCAGAAGCCCAGCGCCCAGGUCCGCAUCCCGCACUUAUAUUCGGUUGCGUCGCAAUAGUCAUGGCGAUUGUCUUCGCGACGUGCGUAUGCUGUGCCAGGCGGAGGAUGAAGAAGAAGCAGGCGCAAUAUCAGAAACUACACAACAGGAUAUCCGCCGCCUCGACGCGAAAGAACAACACCGACCGCAACGGUAUCGGUCAGGGCACAUUUCCGGGAUAUCAGUACGAUAGUGUUGAGGGGGCAUACAACUAUGCCUCGGGGUACCACCAGAGCAAUGUGUCGGAUCCCGAUGGUCCUCCGCCGGCUUAUUCGAGCCAGCCGUCAAGUCCCAACGGCGGUCAAGGGACGAACUCAGCAUUGGGAGGGACGGGGAAUCCGAGUAUGGGUCGAAGCAGUUUUGGCGGUGGUGCUUCCGGGACGAGCAAUUAG